UCCAUUUCUGAACUAUCGCUUCUUUAAUCCGUAAAUUUUUUUAAACUUAAUUUAAAUUAUGAACUUAAUUUUUUUUUUUUAAUUAUGGAUUUAUGGAUUCUUGAUCAUCAGAUCCGGCGAUUGAUACAUGACAAUCGGCGGAUUACUUUCUAUUUCCACCGGCAAUGUAUAAUAUUUUAUACAAGCUACUCUCUUCUUCAGUGACUUGCAUGAAGAGUUCAGUGCACUGUAAGCGCAUCGUCGACGACUCGGAAUAAGAAUAAGCCGAAUCUCUCUAUUGAUUCACCUGGAAACCAAAUCGAUAUCCGUACGAGGCACAGGCGCUCACUUCGUUACGGAUCGUCUAACUUUCCUUGAAUCGUCCAUUAAAUUCGUCGCCCGUUUGAUAAAUCUGUCAAAUUCUACGGUUUCGAGAAUAAUUUUUGCCAAUAAAAGAUCUUAGGAAAGUGUACGGAAAAAAAUGGAACAUUGUGUUUUAAAUCAAUAAAAUUUAAGUUUAACAAUUAAUUUAAACAAGAUUAACUUGAAAAUUUUUCAGCCAUAAAAAGCUGCGUGAAGAUAUUUUUUAUUCGUAUAAUAUAGAAUCGAUAUAAUAUAAUAUCGCGAGAUCGAUAUUUUGAAUUGUUCUAAAAAGUGACAGGAAGUUAACGUCGGGUUUUGAAAAUGAAUAAGAAAGAUGAUCCAUCGCUAGAAGAUAAGAACUGGGAAACUUCCGGAAGCCCUCAAGAGCCGAAGGAUGUUUCAAAGGAGGCAGAAGGAAAACCUGUAUUUCGCAAGUAUCAUACGAAGCAUAUGAAGUUAUUUCCGGAAUUAUAUCGAAGCGACGUCUCGAUUCAUCCCAGUUACACCGACUUGAAAAUCUUGCCUUAUCAUGUGGUCUGCAGACAGCGCGUGCAAAGGAUUCAACGACAAUCAUUUAGGCAGUUAAAUCGCGAGAUCAAGCAUUUCGCUAUGAUUCAAAUGUUUGCUCUCGAUGGUGUGAGGAUCGAUCGUGUCUUCAGCAUCGGUAUGUCGCCGAAGAUGUUAAUUGUACCAGACCCGUUGACAGAAAAAGAAAGACGCCGGCUGAACGAACUCAUUCGAGAUUAAAAAAAAAAUCUAUCUGUACAAAUUUCGAUAGAAAUAAAUUGUAUUUUAUACGUCUUA
This is a messenger RNA of Solenopsis invicta (red fire ant), 1146 nucleotides long. RefSeq lists its product as uncharacterized. The transcript has 2 exons. The record is from RefSeq and is a predicted model, not a curated record. The coding region runs from base 664 to 1089 and encodes 141 amino acids. Lineage: Eukaryota; Metazoa; Arthropoda; Insecta; Hymenoptera; Formicidae.